Molecule: messenger RNA, 5613 nt
Organism: Sesamum indicum (sesame)
Lineage: Eukaryota; Viridiplantae; Streptophyta; Magnoliopsida; Lamiales; Pedaliaceae
Product: myosin-6
Biological process (GO): actin filament organization
Cellular component (GO): myosin complex; actin cytoskeleton; membrane
Molecular function (GO): ATP binding; microfilament motor activity; actin filament binding
Source: RefSeq, a predicted model, not a curated record
UUGAACAAGUGAAGACAACAAUGUCAAGAUUGAAAAAUUUGGGUAUAGAUGUAUAAAAUUGUAGAAUUUCUGUCAAGAAAGCCCCAUGGAUUUUUUGAGACAGAAAGCAUCGAAGCGUUUGUAUCUAAACAUGAGUGAAAAGUCGAAGACAUCUAGUAUAGCAGUUGGAUCUCUAGUAUGGGUGGAGCAUCCUGAGGAAGCCUGGAUAGAUGGGGAAGUUGUGGAAGUUAAUGGAGGAGAAAUUAAAGUGGCCUGUACAUCAGGAGAGGAAAUUACAGCUAAUGCAGCAAAGGCCUAUCCAAAAGAUCCUGAGGCUCCGGCCUGUGGCGUGGAUGAUAUGACCAAGCUUGCUUAUCUGCAUGAACCAGGCGUUCUGCAGAAUUUGAAAUCUCGAUAUGAUGUUAAUGAAAUAUAUACCUAUACUGGUAACAUAUUGAUAGCAGUGAACCCCUUUCAACGGUUGCCCCAUCUCUACAAUGAUGAUGUGAUGGAAAAGUACAAAGGAAUGGGACUGGGAGAGCUGAGCCCACAUCCUUUUGCCAUUGCUGAUGGUGCUUACAGGCAAAUGAUUAAAGAGGGUAUAAGCCAGUCAAUUUUGGUUAGUGGAGAAAGUGGAGCUGGUAAAACUGAAAGCACUAAAAUGCUAAUGUGUUAUCUUGCUCAUAUGGGAGGCAGCUCAAAGUCAGAGGGGCGGAGUGUGGAGCAGCAAGUACUUGAGUCGAGUCCCGUUCUGGAAGCUUUUGGUAAUGCAAAGACAGUGAGAAAUAACAAUUCAAGCCGCUUCGGCAAGUUUGUUGAGCUUCAGUUCAAUAGUAGGGGUAGGAUUUCUGGUGCUGCAAUCAGAACUUACUUGCUAGAAAGAUCACGUGUUUGCCAAGUGUCUGAUCCAGAAAGAAACUAUCAUUGUUUUUAUCUGCUUUGUGCUGCACCAGCAGAGGAUAGAGAAAAAUACAAAUUGGGAGAUCCAAGGACUUUUCAUUAUCUGAACCAGUCAAAUUGCAUUCAAUUGGCUGGAGUUGAUGAUUCCAAAGAAUAUGUUGAUACACGGAGGGCUAUGGAUGUAGUUGGGAUCAGCUCUGAUGAGCAGGAUGCAAUUUUCCGAGUCGUGGCGGCCAUCCUUCACUUGGGGAAUAUUGAGUUUGGAAAGACAAGUGAUGGUGAUGCUUCACAACCCAAGGACGAUCAGUCGCGAUUCCAUCUGAAAACAUCAGCUGAACUUUUGAUGUGCAAUGAGAAAGCUCUUGAAGACUCCUUGUGCAAACGUGUCAUGGUUACUCGUGAUGAGACCAUAACAAAAAGUCUAAAUCCAAAUGAUGCAGCAGUCAGUAGAGAUGCUCUGGCUAAAAUUAUCUAUUCAAGAUUGUUUGAUUGGCUUGUCAACAAGAUCAACAAUUCUAUUGGCCAAGAUCCUGAAUCAAAAUUCUUAAUUGGGGUGCUGGAUAUUUAUGGCUUCGAGAGUUUCAAGACAAACAGUUUCGAGCAAUUUUGCAUAAAUUUGACGAAUGAGAAACUGCAGCAACAUUUCAACCAGCACGUUUUCAAGAUGGAGCAAGAAGAGUAUACUCGUGAAGAAAUUGACUGGAGUUACAUAGAAUUUGUUGAUAAUCAAGAUAUUCUUGAUCUUAUUGAAAAGAAACCUGGUGGCAUUAUUGCUCUUCUUGAUGAGGCAUGUAUGUUUCCGAGAUCUACACAUGAGACAUUUGCGGAGAAGCUCUACCAGACAUUCAAAGAUCACAAGCGUUUCACCAAGCCAAAAUUAUCGAGGACUGGGUUUACGAUUUGCCAUUAUGCGGGUGAUGUCACUUAUCAGACAGAACUGUUCUUGGAUAAGAACAAAGACUAUGUUGUUGCUGAGCAUCAGGCUCUCCUCAGCGCUUCAAAUUGCUCCUUUGUCUCUGGACUUUUCCCACCUUUGCCUGAGGAAUCUUCUAAAUCAUCGAAAUUUUCUUCUAUUGGUUCUCGUUUUAAGCAACAGCUGCAAUCUCUGCUUGAGACACUUAGUGCCACGGAACCGCACUACAUUCGUUGUGUUAAGCCUAAUAAUCUUCUAAAGCCUCAUAUUUUUGAGAACAGUAAUGUUCUACAGCAACUUCGUUGUGGGGGAGUCAUGGAGGCUAUCAGGAUCAGUUGUGCUGGAUAUCCCACCCGCAAAACUUUUGAUGAGUUCUUGACUCGCUUCAAAGUUCUUGCGCCUAAUGCAUUGAAUGGGAGUUCUGAUGAGAUCACAGCUUGCAAGAGACUUCUGGAGAAAGCUGACCUUAAAGGUUUCCAGCUUGGCAAGACAAAAGUGUUUCUCAGAGCUGGUCAGAUGGCGGAAUUAGAUACUGUUCGCAAUCAGGUCCUUGGAGUAUCUGCUUCCAAAAUCCAGAGAAAGUUCCGCACAUAUUUGGCACGGAAAAGCUUCUUGUCAUUACGCAACUCUGCUAUACAAAUCCAGACCCUGUCUAGAGGGCAAGUUGCACGCCGUAUUUAUGAGCAUAAGAGGAGAAUAGCUGCUGCUACGACCAUCCAGAAAGAUAUGCGCAUGUCCGUUUCUAGGAAAGCUUAUACAUUAUUGCGCUCUUCUGCUGUGGCUGCACGUGAUGAGCUUCUACGUAGACGUCGGAAUAGAGCAGCUAUUGCUAUCCAGAGAUAUUGCCGAGGAUUCUUGGCUUGCCACAGCUAUUCAAGCUUGAAGGGAGCAGCAAAAGCUAUUCAGUGUGCUUGCAGAGCAAGUUUGGCUCUCCAAGAACUUCGAAAACUUAAAUUGGCUGCAAGGGAAACUGGUGCACUCCAAGAAGCUAAAGUCAAGUUGGAAGAGCAAGUCAAGGAAUUAACUUCGCAAUUGGAGUUGGAGAAACGCAUGAGGGUUGAGAUAGAGGAAGCCAAAAAUCACGAGAUCGCAAAAUUGCAAUCUGCUUUGGAAGAAAUGCAAAUGCAGUUUCAAGGUCAGGCUGCUAAUGAAACUAGUGAACUACAACAAACCAAAACCAAGUUGGAAAAGCAAAUAGAAAAAUUAACUUUGCAAUUGCAGCUGGAGAAACGCAUGAGGGCUGACAUUGAGGAAGCCAAAAAUUACGAGACCGCAAAAUCACAAUCUGCUUUGGACGAAAUGCAAGUGCAGUUUCGUGAAACCAAAGAACUGCUCAUAAAGGAACGUGAAUCGGCGAAUAAGGUAGCUGAGCAAGUGCUUCGUGCAGAGGGAGUUGCGGAUAGGGUAGCGGAGCAAGUAUCUCGUGUAGAAGGAGCUGCGGAUAGGGUAGCUGAGCAAGUAUCUCGUGUAGAAGGAGCUGCGGAUAAGGUAGUUGAGCAAGUACCUCGUGCAGAAGCAUUUGUGGAUAAGGUAGCAGAGCAAGUAACUCGUGCAGAAGGAGCUGCAGAUACGGUAGUCGAGCAAGAAACUAAUGCAGAAGGAGCUGCCGUCAGGGUAGCUGAGCAAGUACCUCAUGCAGAAGGAGCUGCUGUCAGGGUAGCUGAACAAGUACCUCAUGCAGAAGGAGCUGUAGCUGGGCAAGUUCCUAUGGGACAUGAACUAUUAAAUAAACUAACAGCUGAGAAUGAAAAGCUGAAGUUUUUAGUAAAUUCUCUGGAAAAGAGAAUAGAUGAAACGGAGAAGAAGUAUGAAGAGACAAACAAGCUCAGUGAGGAACGACUGAAGCAGGCAUUAGAGGCUGAGUCAAAAAUAAUUCAGUUGAAGACUGAAAUGCAGAGGCUUGAAGAAAAAAUUUCCGACCUGGAAACUACGGACCAGAUUCUCCGCCAGCAGGCUUUAAUAAAUCAUCCUGCUGGGAAAGCAUCGGGACAUUUAGUUCCAACAGCUCAGACAGCGGAGAAUGAUCAACCUCCUGAAGCUCAGAGUGCAUCAGUUGCUAAAAGAUUUGCUGAAUCUGAGAGCAUGAGGAAAUCUCAAAUUGAAAGGCAACGUGAGAAUAUAGAUACUCUCCUUAAGUGCAUCACAAAAAAUCUUGGGUUCAGUGAAGGAAAACCAGUCGCUGCAUUUACCAUUUACAAAUGCCUUAUUCAGUGGAGAUCAUUUGAAGCUGAAAGAACUAAUGUAUUUGAUCGUCUAAUUCAGAUUAUAGGUUCUGCAAUAGAGGACGAGGCAAACAAGGAUUGUAUGGUUUACUGGCUUACCAACACAUCUAUUCUACUAUUUCUACUUCAGCGAACUCUAAGAGCUCCUCCAAAUUCUCCUCGUUUGCCUCCACAGCCAACCUCAUUUUUUGGAAGGAUGACCCAAGGGUUCCGGUCAUUCAAUUCUUCUACCAACCUUGCUGUAGCUGGACUUAAUGAAGUGCGUCAGGUUGAGGCCAGGUAUCCAGCUCUGCUUUUCAAGGAGCAGCUGACUGCUUAUGUUGAGAAGAUUUAUGGAAUCGUUCGAGAUAAUUCAAAGAAGGAAAUAUCUCCACUGCUUUCUUCGUGUAUCCAGGCAUCCAGAUCAUCUCUAGAAAACUCGUCAGAAUCAUCUGACAACAGUUCGCUUACUAGUCAUUGGCAAAGCAUCAUUGAGAGCUUAAAUGGGCUUCUCAGUACAAUGAAAGAUAAUUUUGUUCCACUAGUCCUUGUUCAAAAAAUCUUCACCGAAAUCUUCUCUUAUAUAAAUGUUCAGAUCUUUAAUAGCCUUCUCCUCCAUAAAGAAUGUUGCACCUUUAACAAUGGUGAAUAUGUAAAAGCUGGGUUAGCUGAAUUAGAACUUUGGUGCGGAAAUGCACAAGAGUAUGCAGGCUCAUCAUUUGAUGAAUUACAAUAUGUACAGCAGGCUAUAAAACUUCUGGUUCUACAAAAAAAAUCAGAAUUAACUUAUGAUGUUCUUACUACUGAAAUGUGCCCGAAACUGAGCAGUCAACAACUUUAUAGAAUGUGUACUCUCUAUUCGGAUGACAAUUCUGGUGCAGAAAGUGUACCUCCAGAGGUUAUUUCUAGUUUGAAGAUACUUACAGGCGAGGACUCUAAUGAUGCCGGUGGUGAAUCAUUUGUGUUGGAUGACAAUGCCGGCAUCCCCUUCUCAAUCGACGAUAUAUGCAGUUCUCUCCAGGAAACGGAUUUCACAGGUGUAAAACCUGCACAAGAGCUUCUCGAAAAUCCAGCCUUCGAAUUUUUACAGGCAUAAGGCUGUGGCUUCCUUGGCAUCAUUCUUACAUCUAAUAAAUCCUUCAUCUCCUGCUAGUACUGUAAUGUAUAUCCACCUUCAUUCUUUUGUACAGUUGUGUUCUCGUUAAGAUAUCUUCGUUGCCUCCCCAAAUGGACUAAUGCUUAGAUGGAUUUGUAAAAUUCAUAGAUUUUGGUCUGACAGAGGGGGAAGGGAUGAACUUUUUCCACUUAGCUAGUCCCUUACCUUUAGGAUUAUGUCGUGGCAUUAUAUAUAUAUUUUUUGUAGCAACUAUCCACGUUAAUAGUCUUAGAUGUGAAACUGCUAUCGCCUCCCAAGUUUCAGCUGUAUGAACGGAAUCGUUAACCAGUAGCUGAAAAGGUGGCGCUUGAGUUCUUUAUAGUCAAGUUAGGUUACACAAAGAUCAUUCUAUAUAUUGAUGCGGGAGUGAAAGGAGCAUUACUUUGUUCAAAUUGAUCUUUGUUCUAAAGUUAAACAAAGAUUUGUUUUGUUUUUCUCCUAUUUGCCUUCAUAGCAAUAGCAGA